Molecule: messenger RNA, 829 nt
Organism: Cotesia congregata
Lineage: Eukaryota; Metazoa; Arthropoda; Insecta; Hymenoptera; Braconidae
Source: the annotation of a GenBank genome assembly
GUUUCGCAAUCAGUAUGACAGCGAUGUGACAGUAUGGAGUCCCCAAGGACGUUUGCACCAGGUAGAAUACGCGAUGGAGGCAGUUAAAUUAGGCUCAGCGACAGUGGGUCUAAAAAGUAGAGACUACGCGGUUUUAAUUGCACUGAAAAGAGCCUCCUCUGAAUUGUCCGCUUACCAGAAGAAAAUAAUCCCCAUUGACAAGCACAUGGGGAUCAGUAUCGCUGGUUUGACUGCCGAUGCUCGUAUGCUCAGCCGUUACAUGAGAACAGAAUGUUUAAAUUACAAAUAUUCCCACGACGAUCCACUUCCGGUAGGUCGAUUGAUUGGAACUUUGGGUAACAAAAUGCAAACAUGCACUCAAAGAUACGACAGACGUCCUUACGGUGUUGGUUUACUAGUUGCUGGUUAUGAUGAUCAAGGACCUCAUAUAUACCAGACAUGUCCAUCAGCAAACUACUUCGACUGCAAAGCAAUGGCCAUUGGAUCCAGAUCUCAAGCAGCUCGUACCUACUUGGAGAAACAUUUAAACGAAUUUCCAACUUCUGAUUUAAAUGAAUUAAUCAAACACGGAUUACGUUCUCUGCGUGAUACUUUGCCCAACGAAGUUGAUUUGUCUAUCAAGAACGUGUCCAUCGGAGUCGUAGGCAAGGGCCAGGUCUUUGAAAUUCUGACCGAGGAACAGACGGAACGGUACUUGACCGAAAUUGAGGGCGAUGAGAAACGUGGCCGCCCGGCUGCUGCUGGUCCAAGUGCUGACGAUGACAAACCUCAGGACCCACCAGCUGAGGGAGUCGAGCCUCGUCCUGCUGUCGCUAUGGACACCGAAUAA